This is a messenger RNA of Cyprinodon tularosa, 3318 nucleotides long. RefSeq names its product phosphatidylinositol glycan anchor biosynthesis, class Q (gene pigq). NCBI's taxonomy places the organism in Eukaryota, Metazoa, Chordata, Actinopteri, Cyprinodontiformes, Cyprinodontidae. Gene Ontology annotation, cellular component: membrane; endoplasmic reticulum. Bases 156 to 1943 code for a protein of 595 amino acids. The transcript is spliced from 15 exons. Gene Ontology annotation, biological process: GPI anchor biosynthetic process. The record is from RefSeq and is a predicted model, not a curated record.
GCAGAACCCUGAGCUGACAGACGUUUGUUUCCGACCGGACGAUUUUAGUGACGGACUAUAAACAAAGAAAAUGGCGAUGGUCUUGAAGUAAAACUGCUGGGCUUUGAUGGGAAGGUGAAGGCGUUAUAUUGCGUUAAGAAAGAACUUUGGACGUCAUGGUGCUGAAGAUCUUCUUCCCGCAGUGCUGCAACCGGGCGGACAGCGGGCUGCUGGUGGGCCGCUGGGUUUCAGGCCAUGACUCGGCCGUGGUGCUGGCGGUCAUCCACUACCCGUUCAUCCCAGGACAGGUGAAGCAGUACAUCCAGCAGGUCCAAGCUCAGAGUGGCGUGGAGCUGUCGGUGCUCGGCUCCUGGAGUCUUCCCAAAGACGGGCAGGAGGGCAUGGAGAGCUUCCUGAAGGACCUGAGCACCAUCUUCCCUCAGGAACGCUGGCUCCAGAUCAGCCGCGAGUUUGGGAAGACGGGCUUCACCUGCGAGGUGCUCGGCCGAGAUCAGGUUUGCAGAAAGAAUUCAGGUAAAACGUUGCCUCCUGAUGAAGAGGCGGAGAAGAUUGAAGAGGAAGGUGGAGAUGAAGAGCAGGAGGAUGAGGAGAAGGUGAUCUUCGUCCACUAUGAGCAGAGGAAGGUGAUGCUGUCGCAGCUUCAUCCCAUCCAGGUCCAGGACUCAGAGAGUCACUCUGAGCUCAGACAGAUGUUUGGGACGGUGGCCCGCAGCCAGCCGCUCUUCUUCCUGGACAAGUACGACGACGGGCCCCUGAAGUCGACCCACUGGCAGUCUGAGGGCCGGGAGGCCAGCAUCAUCGUGGAGCUGCUCAAGCAGGCCUCGGCGCCGCUCUGCGUCCUCCUCAGCUGGCUGCUCGCUGUGUGGACAUGGAUCUGCAACAUCCGGAUCUUCACCGUUUUCCCGCUCCGCUUCCUGGCCUCUAAACUGUCCACCUGCAUCCAGCUGAGCUACAGAACCGAACACCUGCGGACGCUCAGCUCGCCGAAGGCGGCCGCCACUCAUGUGGACUUCAUGAGGAAAGCCAACAUCGUGGUGUCGGUGCUGGUGGACGUGGCGCUGGGCGUGGCGCUCAUGUGGUGGCUCUACAGAGACGACCACAUCCCCAUGCUGGCGGACGCUCUGGUGCCAGCAGCUGAUCGCGUGGCUCAGCAGCUGGAGGAGCUGCUGCAGUGGCUGAUGGGAGCUCCUGCCGGCCUGAAGAUGAACCGGGCUCUGGACCAGGUGCUGGGUCGCUUCUUCCUUUACCACAUCCACCUGUGGAUCAGCUACAUCCACCUGAUGUCUCCGUUCAUCCAGGGCAUCCUGUGGUACGGCGGCCUGCCGGCGUGCCUCGGCCUGACCUUCGCCCUCUCGCUGCUCUCUGACAUGGUGGCGCUGCUCACCUUCCACAUCUACUGCUUCUACGUCUAUGGAGCCAGGCUGUACUGCUUGAAGAUCUACGGCCUCUCGUCCCUCUGGAGACUCUUCAGGGGGAAGAAGUGGAACGUCCUGCGGCAGAGAGUCGACUCGUGCUCCUACGACCUGGACCAGCUCUUCAUCGGUACGCUCCUCUUCACCAUCCUGCUCUUCCUGCUUCCCACCACGGCGCUCUACUACCUGGUCUUCACCCUGCUGCGGCUGGUGGUGGUUCUAUUCCAGGGCGUCCUUCAUCUCAGCGUGGACUUCAUCAACUCCUUCCCUCUGUUCGCCAUGGGGCUGCGCAUCUGUCGGCCCUACAGACUGGCAGAAGGUGUAAAGUUCAGAGUUCUUUGUGACGAACCCGGUACCGCCCUUCACCUGCUGAUGGAGAUUAACCCGCUGAGGUGCGGCGCCGUGGUCCAGACCUACCGCACCCCCACCUACAGCUGCUACCCCAGAGACUCGUGGGCGGCGCUCGUCAAGAAGCUGUUCGUCGGGGAGCUGAUUUAUCCCUGGAGGCACAAAACCACCAAGUCCGACUGAGGCUCCGACUCCAGCGGCAACUAAAACCCUUUCAUUCCAUCUUUUCUACUCCGUGACGUUAGAUUUUAUUUAAAUAACGACCUAAGUUUGAAUGUCCUCGCCUCAGUGAACUAAAAUCAAUUCCUGAAUAAUUUCUUCCUAAUGUGAUUAAAAAGGAAUCAAAAUGUAAUAAAAAUGUUAUUUUGUUUUAACCAAAUGUUCUGAAUUUAACUCGUUCUGUACUGGAAAAUAUUUAUAAGAAAAAAAAAGAUGAUUUCUGAUUUUAAAAAGAUUUGAGGUUUUAGUUCAGCUCUUCUAGUUUCUAACCAGGCACUAUCUAGCAUGUUUAGAUCUACGUUUAAAUGAUGUUUCACUGAAAAACUCAGAGUUUGAUGCCUUCAGUUUUUAAGGAGUGCCAACAUUUCUGAGCGCCUGCUGCUGCUGCUCCUCUCAGCCAAUCAGAGGCCGAGGCCCGGUCAUGUGAUACAUCACAGAUAUAAAUCUGCAUCUUUAGAACAAAUACUUGAAUUAACACCGUUUAACCUUUGACCCCAGUAUUGGAUUGAGAGAAAUUAAAGGGUUUUUCAGGUCAAUUUUCAUUUGGCCACAGAGCAGUGUUGCCAUUGGCCUUUAGGGGGCGCUCAACCUGGAAGUUACACGUUUACUUCGACGUCCCAGAAUCCCCUAAACGCUGGCAUACGCUGAACUUUCUAUGGAUUUUUUAUUUUGGUCGUAUACAUAAAGUAUUCAUUAGUCCAGAACUUCUGUCCAACGACAGCCUAACUUCUGCAUAACGCACGGCAGCGUAACGAACAGGAAAUGAUGCAGAGUUUCCUGGGGCGCCUGGUCUGCAUAUAAAGAUGUCUUUGAUUGCAAAUUAAUUCUAGAAAUAUUAAUAUUUUUAAUCAAAAGUGAUUGAAAGCGUCUCAGAAAAUGGAAAGCGGCGCCGCAAUCCGCUUUGGUGGGCGGCUGGAUUGGUCCUCAUUUAAUCCCUAAUGGAGGAAGAGGGGGUGGACCAUUCUGGUUUCUGAAACAAUGAACCUUCCUGUUCUUGUUGUCAAAUCAAAGCUUUUAAAAAAAAGUUCUGGAGAAUCAGAGAAAAUUGAUGCCGUGUUGUGAAUUGGCGCUAUAGAAAUAAACUGAACUGAAUUGAAUCUUUACGGUCUCAAACAGGACCUGAAGCAGCAACGUUUCUGCUGAUGUUUGAACCAUUGAACUCCUCUCUUCCUUUGACUCCUCGUUUAUUUUAAACUUCUUCAUCCAGCAGCACCAGAGGCUGACGGGGGAUAAAAUAAUGAAUUCCUCUUACUGAGUUACGUCCAUGUUUGUCCUCUUUGAUGUUUUAUGAGAUGAAUUUGUAACUUUAGUUUGAACAAUAAACUAACUUUAAAUAAAA